AUGUUUCACGACAGAAUCCUAGACGCUUUCAGCCUCUCCAUUCAAUACCACCACCAUCAGAUUGCCACCAAUAUCCUGUAUGAGUUGAAUCUGAUCAACCGGCUUGGCCCCUAUGGAUUCCGGCGCACCGGUCUUCUCGCCGCAGCCAUCGCAAAAGACCGCGUCAAUCUCGUCAUUGCCAGAGAGAUUCUGAACAGAAACAUGCCUGUGAAUAUGCUCGGAACCCCCCUUGAGUGGGCAUGCAAGAGAGGGAGCGUGAAACUUGUCAAGAUGAUCCUGGCGAACCUAAUGGAGUCCAAGCCCGACGCUCUCGCAGAGUACCAAGAUUUCGUAGUUCGGCGCGGCACAGAGAAAAGCCACUCACCGUCUUCCCAUGCCGACAACGACCACGCAUUCUUUCUCAACAAGCCCAUGAAGAUUUGCAUAAACGCCGCGAACUAG
This is a messenger RNA of Aspergillus calidoustus, 441 nucleotides long. The record is from the annotation of a GenBank genome assembly. NCBI's taxonomy places the organism in Eukaryota, Fungi, Ascomycota, Eurotiomycetes, Eurotiales, Aspergillaceae.